Bactrocera tryoni is the source of this 5642-nucleotide messenger RNA. RefSeq names its product endoribonuclease dcr-1-like. The record is from RefSeq and is a predicted model, not a curated record. Gene Ontology annotation, biological process: siRNA processing; pre-miRNA processing; apoptotic DNA fragmentation. Lineage: Eukaryota; Metazoa; Arthropoda; Insecta; Diptera; Tephritidae. Gene Ontology annotation, cellular component: cytoplasm; RISC complex; nucleus. The transcript is spliced from 11 exons. The coding region runs from base 171 to 5192 and encodes 1673 amino acids. Gene Ontology annotation, molecular function: ATP binding; protein binding; ribonuclease III activity.
UCUUUCAAAUUAUAUACAUAUUUACAUCAAAGCAUAAAAUUUGCUCAACACAAAAACAACAAGAGUUCUUCCUGCCAGUUCGUGAAAGCCACCAGCGGUGCAGAUUACAUGGUGUUUGUGGAAAAAAUUUAAUUGAAUUAAAGUAAAUAAUCUUAAAUAUAAAAAUAAUAAUGGCUAGUGUCAAUGCAAAUCAGACUAGCGAUAAGGAUGUAAUGGAGCCCAGGCGAUAUCAAAUGGAGCUCCUAAAUUAUGUCAUGCAACGGAAUGCUAUAAUCUAUCUUCCUACAGGUGCCGGCAAAACAUACAUUGCGAUAAUGGCACUAAAACGCUUUUCACAUCAAAUGCAAGAAACAAUUGAAAAUGGUGGCAAAAGGGCGGUAUUUAUGUGCAAUACCGUUGAAUUAGCACGUCAACAAGCUAUUGAGUUGAAGCGAUGCACUAACUUAAAUAUCGGUUUCUACAUAGGAGAGCGUGACGUAGAUAAUUGGUCUCCGAGGAAGUGGAAUGAUGAAAUCAAAAUCAAUCAAGUUCUUGUUGGUACAGCUCAAAUUUUUGUCGAUAUAAUUUCACAAAAUUAUAUUAAAAUUACUGACUUAAGUGUUGUUAUAAUUGACGAAUGUCACCAUGCAAGAAAUAAUCAUCCCAUGCAUGAGUUUAUGAGGCAUUAUAGAAUGGCCGCUGACAAAUCACAAUUACCGCGGGUAAUUGGUUUGACAGGAGUCUUAAUAAAGGGUAACAAACUGAACAAAAUUCGUGAGGAGCUGGAAAAUUUAGAAGCAAUUUUUCACGGCAAAAUCGUUACAGUCAGUUCAAUGGAAGAAUAUCAGAACGUAAUGGCAUACUCAACGAAACCCACAGAAAAACUCGUCGCGUAUACAAGGCAAACACAUAUAUUUAGAUUAGUUCAAACCAUCAAGGAUAUUAUCAAUGAAUGUGCCGAAAUGGUCAAUAAAUGGGAUUUAGGUGCAAUUAAAGUAAAGCAAUCCAAAAAUUUGGGUAGUCUACGACAGCCCAAUAAAAAGUCUUUUAUAACUAAUCUUUUAAAUGAUUUCGUAUAUCAAAUGGAAGAAUUCGGCUUAUAUGCAGCGGCUAUAGCCAUAAUGUCGCCAAUAAUUGAAUUUGAACUGAAAAAACGUGCAGCCGAAACAAUGGUUUUGCGUAACCUUUACCGUUAUGUAAUCAGUACUUGCGAAAAAAUACGACAUAUAAUCAUCGAUGAACUGAAAGAGGAAAUUACUGAUCCAGAUGACGCAUACAACACCUUAGACAUAAUAUUCAACUAUUCAACACCAAAAAUGCGUUCACUACUGCUUUUAACAAAGGAACUAUUUUCGAAUAAAGAUCCAGCUGAAAUACAUUGUUUGAUAUUCGUUGAGCGUCGGUACACAGCCAAAUGUGUGUAUUAUGUACUGCAACAUUAUAUUAAUUUGGAGCCCAUAUUGGCUAAAUCUUUGCGUCCACAAUUUAUGGUAGGACGGAACUCGGUUGUAGCAAGCAUAGAAAGUCUGCUGUAUCAGAAGUGGAACAAUACGGCUAUCGAAAGCUUUCGCAAUGGCGACUGCAAUUUGCUCGUCUGUUCGAAUGUACUUGAAGAGGGUAUUGACGUGCAGGCCUGCAAUUAUGUUUUUGCUUAUGAUCCAUUGAAGACGUUUAAUUCCUAUGUGCAGACAAAAGGGCGUGCGCGCUCUAGCGACGCUUUAUAUGCGAUAUUCGCGCAAAAAUCGGAUGAAGCAAGUGUGAUACAAAAAAUCAAAGGCUAUCAAGAAGCCCAUAAAACCAUACAGGAUUUCUUGAUUGGACGUAUUUUGGAUCAAGAUGAACCAAAGGAACAAGAUAUUGCCGAACAAUUUGAAGAUCUGAUUACGCCAUUUAGAACGCAGAGCGGCGCCUACCUAUUGGCUUCGAAUGCGCUACCGCUGUUAUAUCGUUAUUGUGCUCUAUUACCUACCGAUGCAUUUGGCGUCGCCACGCCAUGGUUUAAUAAACAAACAACGGACGACAAUAAGAUCUGUGUAGCCUUGCAGAUGCCGUUACAAUCUUCAAUAAAACACACAAUAAUGAGCAAGGGAUAUCGUACGGUCAAACAGGCACAAAUCUCGGCAGCUUUUGAAGCUUGCAAAACAUUGUACGAGCAAGGCGAACUUAAUGAGCGUUUAUUGCCGGUGACAAAAACGGAAUGCGUUGCUAAGGUGUCGGAAGAACUCUUUAGCCAUUGGAAAAAAUUCAAUGACAACGUCACCUCCAAAACUGCGGGAAAACAACAACGCCGACUCUACAAUCACAGAUAUCCGGAUGAACUCUACAAUGCCGUACCACAGAUCAACGAACUUUGCUACGCAUACGAGAUUCGUGCAUAUCCGCAAUUUAAAGCCGACAGCUAUACGGAGCAUAUAGUAACGCUAUUAAAUACUAAUUGUAACUAUGCAAUUUUGACACGCAAACCAAUGCCAGCGCUCGCUGAAAUGCCACUCUUCAUGAAUCAGGGUAAAUUAUCUGUGAAAAUUGCUGAAAACCCGAUCACAUUAACCAUAACAAGUGAGCAACAACUAAAACAAUUAGCCAAAUUCCAUUUGAUGAUCUUCCGUGAUAUACUGGAAUGCUGGAAAAGUUUUCUGGUGCUUGAUCGGCGCAAUCAAGAGAACGCAUACUUUAUAGCGCCACUUAAUAACGGUAAAAUCGAUUGGGAGUUGGUGCAAAACUUUCAACGUCUCUUGCCACAGCGAAAGUACAGCGUAAGCGAAAGGCAAAAAAAAGUUUAUAAGCCAGAGGAUUAUAUAGGCAAGGUGGUCAAUAAGUGGUACUCGGGCAGAGAUAAUCAAAGAUUUGUUGUCACCAAAGUGCUUACAGAUCUAACGCCACAAAGCGCUUUCGAUAAUAAUCAAUAUCCCAGUUACAUUGACUUUAUCGAUGACAAAUAUAAGAAUGAAGUGGAUUGUGUAGUGCAAAAGGAUCAAUUUAUGCUGGAAGUACGCGCUCUAACUUCGAGAAGAAACUUUUUCGUCAAUGCUGUCGGCAAGUCAGCAAAAUCGCAUCACAACAGUUCCAUCAUACGCCUUAUACCGGAGCUUUGUCACAACUUCAUGUUUCCUGGUGAUAUGUGGCUCAAAGCUUUGUUACUACCGAGCAUUUUGCAUCGCGUUCAUUUCAUGCUUCAUGCCGAGGAUUUGCGACGCCGUGUUAAUAAAUUCCUGGGUAUAGCAUGUAACGUGGCAUAUCAGCCGAAAAAAUUAAUGAUCGACGAGUCUUUAGCGCGAGCUAUUGAUAUGGAUGGCAAUGCUAUGGAAGAGCCGCAGGAGCCGAAAAAAGUACUACCCGCCCUGCCCACACAGGCCAAAGAGACCGUGUUUACCAUGACCAAUUUAAAUGAUGUGCUGUGGAAGGACUACCUGGAACCCGAAGAUUUGUCCCGCAAACAGGAAUUAAUGUUUCCGGUUGAGCUGGACUAUUUCUACAAAUUUAUAAACGGUUCAAUAUUGGACACUUUGACCUUGAGCGAUGAGGAGUGGUCCGAGUCCCAGUUGGAUAUGCCAAAAAAGCCAGCGCUCGAAACAGCAGAAAACAAUAUGAAUAUCGACCGUUUGAAAUUGUGUGAUGCUCCUUUGACGGAAAAGCGCCACUUAAAUAUAUUGGAACUCACUUUAAGCGGUGAAAACUUAAAAUCUGCCGAACAGGCAGACUUUUUGGCUGCCCUAACAACAGCUGGCGCUAAUGACGUUUUCGAUAUGGAGCGUUUUGAGUUUUUGGGUGAUUCAUUUUUAAAGUUUUCCGUCUCUCUAUAUUUGGUGCAUAAAUUUCCAAAAUGGCACGAGGGAUUUUUAACCGAAGUCAAAGGAAAAUUUGUAUCGAAUCGAAAUCUUAUCUAUUGCAUGCUCGACACCGAUAUACCAGAAAGAAUUAGUGGCUAUCUAUUUAAGCCGCCUCACGAAUGGUUGCCGCCUUUAGUCAGCUUACCGAGUAAUCUUUUAGAACUUUUCAGCACGAAUGAGAAUAUGCUGAAGAGUUUAACACCGAGUGAUUUGUAUGCAAUUCAAUUGAAUGAAGAUGAGAUUAUCAACGGUGCUUGUUCAAGCGAACGUCUGAGCCAAAUCGUGAGCGGUAGCCAAAGGCAUUUUAUUGACGAUGGACCAGCUGCCGAAGAGAGACGUUUAGACAACGAACUAAAUUUGUUUAUAUACAAAGAGGCAUUGCGCGAUAAAGUCGUGGCCGAUACAUUGGAAGCCAUACUGGGUGUUUGUGUGAAAAAUUAUGGCAUUUAUAAUACUUUCCGAAUGUUGGAAUUCUUUGGCAUAUGCAAACCUGAUCCUGGCAAAUCUUUCUCACAUCUGAUGGACCUAAAUUUUACCAGCGCGCUGCUACAAGCAAGCAUUUCACCUAAGGAAGUCGACAGUUUUCUUAUAAACUAUCAAAAAUUGGAGGAGAAUUUGGGUUACAAAUUCCGCGAUCGCGCAUUUCUCUUGCAGGCCUUAACUCAUCCUUCCUAUCCGACCAAUCGCAUUACUGGCUGUUAUCAGGAACUUGAAUUCAUCGGAGAUGCUAUACUAGACUUUCUGAUUUCGUGCUAUAUAUUCGAACGCUAUCAGCAUAUGACGCCAGGCAUGCUUACAGAUUUACGAUCGGCAUUGGUCAAUAAUGUAACAUUAGGUGGUGUGUGUGUGCGUCAUCGCUUCCAUUUAUUUAUAUUAGCUGAAAAUAGCGCAUUGGCUGAAAAAAUUAAAGAUUUUGCCAAAUAUCAAGAAAAACAUAACUACAUCGUCAGCGACGAUGUACAAAUAUUGAUGGAGGAGACUACAGUGCCUACAAGUGAAACAAAUGGUGCCGCUUUUAAUAUGGCGAGCAAUGUGGAAGUGCCCAAAGCGCUGGGUGACAUAUUGGAAGCAUUAAUUGCUGCCGUCUAUCUUGACAGUCGCGACUUGCGUACAACUUGGCAUGUCAUUUACGGUUUGCUAGAACAGGAAAUCAAUCAGUUCACACAAAAUAUACCCUUGGACGCUGUACGUCAAUUAACUGAGCAUAAAUAUGCCAAUCCGAAAUUCGCCGAUCCGAUCUGUGAUGAGGACGUAUACUUGGUGAAAUGCCAGUUCACAUGCCUGAAUCGUAGUGUGGAGGUGAAUGGCUUUGGUGCAAAUGGGAAACUGGCAAAGAAAGCGGCAGCCAAGCAGGCGCUGCAAAUUUUAGCGAAACGUUCCACUUAAAAUAUGUUUUUUAUUCAAUUGCUAUACAUACAUUCGUAUUUAAACGCUAGUACAGUAAAUACUCGAAUUGCACUGUAGCUAGACGUAGGAAAGUAAAUUAUAUUGUAUUUGUUUAUUUUUUUUUUUUAAUUAUGUUUGGAAUUUAGAAAUGUAUUAAUGUCAUUUUCAUGAUUUUGUGUAAACUAAAAAAAUAUUGUUAUAGCUCUUCUGACUUUAUAUUUGAUUUUUUAUGUCAAAAGCUAAGCUUUUCCUGCAUAGAUAAGAUUUAGUACAACCCUUUAAUUAACCGUUAGAUUAAGUUUUCAAAAAGAGUUCAACUCUUCAACUUGUAAUACACAUAUUGCACUCCACAUACACACCAUAUACAUUUCGAUGUUAAGUAUCGGGUGAUUUUUUAAGAGCUUGAUAACUUUUUUAAAAAAAAAAACGCAUAAAAUUUGCAAAAUCUCA